UCAACUCCGGAGGGAGAAGAAGGCGAAGAAGAAAGCCAGCAGGAACACACAGCGACGACACUCGCUGCGUGUGAACGAGAGAUUGUGGAAAUGGAUCAGCCGCCACAGCGAUCGAGCUCGGCCUCAGCCUCGCGGGCCUACCAGUUCCAUCCGGCUCGUGCCGCCAUCAACGAUCUCUUCAACCUCUACUUAGGAAGGAACAGCCGCCACAGAGCCGACGAUUCCGUCCGCGAACCUCCGAAUAAGGCGCAGAAGCGUGUUGUGGCUUUAAACAGAGACCUUCCUCCUCAGAAUGACCAGUUCAUUGUAGACUUCCAGCAACUUCAAAACCAGUUUCCUGACCAAGAUCAACUGCGAGCUGUGACAGAAUCUGUUCUUAUAUCUUUGGUUGUACAGUGCAGUGGUCAUGCGCCACGGGCAGAGUUUCUUCUCUUUGCUCUACGGAGCUUGUGUGGUAUUGGUUACAUUAACUGGGACACAUUUCUGCCUUCUCUUCUUUCUUCAGUUUCGUCAGCUGAACUGUCAGCGGGUCAGGGGAGCCAGUCUAUGCCUGUAGUAUCACCAACAAGCUUAUCACAGUCUGACAGGGUAGCAUCAUCGGGCGCAAUCCCCAAUUCGAACUUUCAGCCUUCCAAUCCUACAUCUCCAUUGUCAUCGGUUCAUGUCAUAGGUUCUCCUGCCCAGUCAACAAUUGAACCAUCAUCUGGUGCGACAAUGUCACCAGUAAAAUCAUCUGAUGUCUCCUUCUCUGGUCAACAAGCCGCAAUGAGAACCAGUUCAUCUGUAAAAGACAGUGCUGUGAGCAGCCUACGUCAGCUAUGCUGCAAGAUUAUCUUGACAGGUCUUGACUUUAAUUUAAAACCAGUGACUCACGCUGACAUAUUCUCACAUAUGCUUAAUUGGCUUGUUAACUGGGAUCAAAGACAACAUGGAAUGGAUGAAUCUGAUGUCAUCAAGUCCUGGAGACCUGACAAGGCACUGAUAGAAUGGCUACACAGUUGUUUGGAUGUGAUUUGGCUACUGGUUGAGGAGGACAAAUGCCGGGUGCCCUUUUAUGAAUUGCUACGCAGUGGCUUGCAGUUCAUAGAGAACAUCCCGGAUGAUGAAGCCUUAUUCACCCUUAUCUUGGAGAUCCAUAGGAGGAGGGAUAUGAUGGCGAUGCACAUGCAGAUGUUAGAUCAGCACCUUCAUUGUCCUACAUUUGGAACUCAAAGGAUACUAACCCUUACUACUCCUAAUGUUUCUGGUGAAGCAGUUGGAAACUUACGGUAUUCCCCGAUCACAUAUCCAAGUGUGCUUGGAGAACCACUAAACGGAGAGGAACUUGCAACAUCAAUUGUACGGGGAAGUUUGGAUUGGGAAAGAGCAUUGCGAUGUAUAAGACAUGCUAUUAGGACUACUCCAUCACCUGACCGGUGGAAGCGUGUGCUUUUGGUAGCUCCUUGCUAUAGACCUUCAGGACAACCACCAACUCCUGGUGCUGUUUUUACGUCUGAAAUGAUUUGUGAGGCAACAAUCGAUAGGAUUAUUGAGCUAUUGAAGUUGACGAAUUCAGAGAUAAAUUGCUGGUCAGAGUGGCUCAUCUUUUCAGAUAUCUUCUUUUUCCUAAUGAAGAGUGGGUGUAUCGAUUUUGUUGAUUUUGUGGACAAACUAGUUGCGCGACUUACAGAAGGUGAUCAAUAUAUUCUUCGUACAAAUCAUGUGACUUGGCUACUUGCCGAAAUUAUUCGAGUCGAGCUCGUGGUAAAUGCAUUGAAUAACGAUUCUAGAAAGGUGGAGACAAUCAGGAAGAUUUUGUCAUUUCAUCGAGAAGAUAGAGGCUCGGAUCCUAAUAAUCCGCAAAGUAUCCUACUCGAUUUUAUUAGCAGUUGUCAGACUUUACGAAUUUGGUCCCUGAAUUCAUCAACGAGGGAAUAUUUGAAUAAUGAGCAGCUUCAGAAAGGAAAGCAAAUAGAUGAAUGGUGGAGGCAAGUGGGCAAAGGAGAUCGCAUGAUGGACUACAUGAAUAUGGAUGAGAGGUCCAUAGGGAUGUUUUGGGUUGUAUCUUACACCAUGGCUCAACCGGCUUAUGACACGGUGAUGAACUGGUUAUCCUCUGCUGGAGUUGCGGAAUUAUUACCAGGUUCUAAUAUGCCAACAAAUGAGAAGGUAAUGAGGGAAGUAAGCCCAAUACCAAUGGCCCUAAUCUCUGGGUUCUCAAUGAACCUGUGUUUGAAAUUGGCGUUUCAGAUGGAGGAGGCUUUAUUUUCCAACCAGGUUGUGCCUAGCAUUGCAAUGGUGGAAACAUACACAAGACUGCUGCUUGCUGCCCCCCACUCAUUAUUUCGCUCUCACAUCAGUCAUUUGGCCCAGAAAAAUCCGGCCUUGUUGAGCAAGCCCGGUGUUACGAUUUUGCUAUUUGAGAUUUUGAACUAUCGCUUACUUCCUCUCUACAGAUACCAAGGGAAAACCAAAGCUUUGAUGUAUGAUGUCACGAAAAUUAUUGCUGCUCUCAAAGGGAAACGCGGGGAUCAUCGUGUAUUUAGAUUGACUGAGAACUUAUGCAUGAAUGUAAUUUUCUCGCUGAGAGAUUUCUUUUCGGUGAAAAGGGAAGGGAAGGGUCCAACUGAAUUUACUGAAACUUUGAAUAGAGUGACGGUCAUUACCCUAGCAAUACUCAUUAAAACUCGUGGCGUUGCUGAUGCUGAUCACCUUCUAUAUGUUCAAACUAUGCUGGAACAAAUACUAGCAACUAGUCAACAUACGUGGUCAGAAAAGACACUACGCUAUUUCCCUUCUGUGCUUCGCGACGCCUUGAAGGGGCGAAUCGAUAAGAAGGGCCUUGUCAUUCAAGCAUGGCAGGAGGCGGAAAGAACUGUCAUAAACCAAUGCACCCAGCUUCUUUCACCAUCCGCAGAACCUAAUUAUGUGACAACCUAUAUUAGCCAUAGUUUUCCUCAGCAUCGUCAAUAUCUAUGUGCUGGAGCAUGGAUUCUGAUGCACGGGCAUCCUGAAAACAUUAACACUGCGAGUCUGGUGCGUGUAUUGAGGGAGUUCUCUCCUGAGGAAGUGACUGCUAAUAUCUACACCAUGGUAGAUGUUCUUCUUCAUCAAGUUCAGGUGGAACUUCAUCAUGGGCAUUCCAUGCAGGACCUCUUACUUAAAACAAGUGCCAACCUUGCAUUUCUCAUUUGGAACCAUGAGUUGCUUCCUUUGGACAUACUGCUACUGGCACUAAUUGACCGUGAUGAUGACCCCCAUGCCUUACGCAUUGUGAUCAACCUACUUGAACGACAAGAACUUCAACAAAGAGUGAAGCAAUAUACUUUGAAUCGUGGAUCUCCGGAACAUUGGACUAACACUGGAACUUUUAAGCGUGUUGAACUGCAAAAAGCACUUGGGAAUCAUCUCUCAUGGAAGGAUAGGUAUCCCCCAUUUUUUGAUGACAUUGCAGCCCGGUUGCUUCCUGUGAUCCCCCUUAUUGUUUACAGACUGAUUGAAAAUGAUGCCAUGGAUCAGGCUGACGUAGUUCUGGCUGUUUACUCUCAUUUUCUAGCUUACCACCCUUUCCGAUUCACAUUUGUUCGUGACAUACUCGCGUAUUUCUAUGGUAAUCUUCCUGGGAAGCUCAUAGUCCGAAUUCUGAAAGUACUUGAUCUUAGCAAGAUUCCAUUUUCUGAGUCAUUCCCACAACACAUUAGUUCUCCAAAUCCAGUCAUGUGCCCACCUCUGGAUUAUUUUGCUACUCUGCUACUGGGGCUGGUCAACCAUGUGAUUCCUCCAUUGAAUUGCAACACAAAAUCUGUUUCUGUUGGGGAUACUUCAAAUAAUUCAGCUCGAGCUCCGCAUAACAAAACUUUGCCAGCCCAGCCUGGCCAUAUGAGCGCUUCAGAAGGUCAAAAGGCAUUUUAUCAAAUUCAAGAUCCCGGCACGCACACUCAGCUGGUUCUUGAAACUGCUGUGAUAGAGCUGCUUUCACUUCCUGUAUCUGCAUCUCAAAUUGUGUCAUCCCUAGUUCAGAUUGUUGUUAAUAUCCAACCUACCCUAAUUCAAUCUAGUAAUUCUCUGCAUGGAGCCCCAAAUGGUGUUGGACAAGGUUCAGUCCUACCAACUUCACCUUCAGGUGGAAGCACUGAUUCCUUGAGUGCAAGCAGAUCUACUCCUUCAGUUUCUGGUUUAAGUACCUCUAACUUUGUCUGGCGAAGUGCUUAUACAUGUCAACAACUGUCUUGCUUGUUGAUCCAAGCUUGUGGGCUUCUAUUAGCUCAGCUUCCCACUGAAUUUCACUCGCAACUUUAUUUGGAGGCUACGCGCGUAAUUAAGGAGAGUUGGUGGCUGACUGAUAUAAAGAGGUCAUCGGGUGAACUAGACUCUGCUGUUGGUUAUGCAUUGUUAGAUCCAACUUGGGCUGCACAAGAUAAUACCUCAACUGCCAUUGGUAACAUAGUUGCGCUGCUUCAUUCCUUCUUCAGUAAUCUCCCUCAAGAAUGGCUGGAAGGGGCACAUGCCAUCAUCAAACAUCUUAGACCAAUUACAUCCGUUGCAAUGUUGAGAAUAGCAUUUCGUAUAAUGGGUCCAUUGCUUCCAAGACUUGCCAAUGCUCACUCUCUUUUCAACAAGACGCUAUCAUUGUUGUUAAGCACAUUGGUGGAUGUCUUUGGGAAGAACUCACAACCCUCAAACCCCGUUGAAGCAUCAGAAAUAAGGGAUCUCAUUGAUUUCCUGCAUCAUGUUGUCCAUUAUGAAGGUCAGGGAGGACCUGUGCAGGCAAACAGCAAGCCCAGACCUGAGGUACUUGUUCUUCUUGGUAGAGCAUCCGAGAGACUUAGACCAGAUGUGCAGCACCUUUUUUCUCACUUGAAGCCUGAUGUGAACACUUCCAUCUAUGCCGCCACCCACCCGAAGCUUGCACAAAAUCCAGGACAAUGAAAGCAUCAAUAGCCGACUCCUGGAACAUCAUCAUAUGUUUGCUCAAUAAAAUUACAAGGGGCUCCUCAUUUGGCUGUUUUCCGCUCUGAUACAUGCUUGCAUUUGAAAGCAAAGCACUCGCUGCCUUUGAAGCGUGAAGAUAUGCAAGUCUACUUGGUGCCCACCUCGGCGUCAUAAAUAACCCACAAACCAUGUUCGCUGUAUAAUAUCAGGUAAUCUCCUGUAAAUCUGUAAAUACCCCAUCUUGUGAUAUAUGGAUGGGUGAACGUAAUUGGGGUCUUUUAAUCUGACCUGUUUUUUGGUCAAAUAACUUGCAUGAUGUAGUUGAGGCUUGAUUUUCUACUAGCCUACUAUUGUUAGAUAGCACCUCGAAUCUUGGUUAUUUAUUAAAACUUCAAGUGGA
This is a messenger RNA of Rhodamnia argentea, 5311 nucleotides long. Its product is annotated as mediator of RNA polymerase II transcription subunit 23. The record is from RefSeq and is a predicted model, not a curated record. Gene Ontology annotation, biological process: regulation of transcription by RNA polymerase II; positive regulation of gene expression. Gene Ontology annotation, cellular component: transcription regulator complex; mediator complex. The coding region runs from base 91 to 4908 and encodes 1605 amino acids. Lineage: Eukaryota; Viridiplantae; Streptophyta; Magnoliopsida; Myrtales; Myrtaceae. The transcript has 22 exons.